Thermochaetoides thermophila DSM 1495 is the source of this 933-nucleotide messenger RNA. RefSeq lists its product as uncharacterized. The coding region runs from base 1 to 933 and encodes 310 amino acids. NCBI's taxonomy places the organism in Eukaryota, Fungi, Ascomycota, Sordariomycetes, Sordariales, Chaetomiaceae. The transcript has 2 exons. The record is from RefSeq and is a predicted model, not a curated record.
AUGCCAACCCCCGACUUCAACUCCCCCACCCUCUUCCCCCCCUUCCUCUCACUCCCCCUCACCACCACCACCAUCCCUCCCCCCGGCACAGAAGGCUCCCAAGCCGCCCUAACCAACUUCUCCUCCCUAAAACCCCACAAAAUCGAAUACCCCGACCCUUCCCUGCAACAACAUGACUACUACCUAAUGGCCACCGUCCUGCAAAACAUGACAAUCACCAAACCAACCCUCAUCCUCACUGACUCAACUGGGCAACGCUUUGCUCUCGUCUACGCCGACCGGGUAGCUCCCGGUCCCUUUGCCGGGCCCAGGGGAGGAGGUACCGUAGGACCCAAUGUGUUGGAUUUGGGGAGGAAGGGGUUCAAGGCGGGAAGUACGACUGUUGUGUUGAAGAAUGCUAAGAGGAAUGUUGUGGUCAGGGAGGGGUGGGAUGACCAAAUUGAGCGGAUGAGGACGGGGAUGGGGGUUGAUCUCGGGUUGGGGAAAGGGAACGAGUUUAAGGAGGAGGAUGAGGAGGAGGUUGAGAAGGCUGUGGGGGAAGGGGAUGAUGCCAAAAAGGAGAAGGACGGGGGACAGCAAAGCCAGAGUCAGAACAAUGGUAACCAGAAUGGGGGGACAACAAAAAGAAAACGCAAGCAAGGCUCGAUACGGAUUAGCAAAGCCGAGGAGGACGAGGUCAAGAUCAUACCGGGCAAAUUGGAGGACGUGCAGCGCGUGGGGAAGUACUUGCGGGAGAGGGAGCAGGACGAGGCGAAGGGGAACUCGUGCGCACAGUGUGGAGCGCAGGGGGGAGAGGAUAAGUCGCUUAAGCAAUGUACUGGGUGCCGUGGAGUCAAGUAUUGCGGGAAGGAAUGUCAAACCAAAGCAUGGAACGAAGGAGGUCAUAAGGCCGACUGCAAGAUCAUCAAGGCCAUCAAGGCGAUCUGGCCGUGA